AUGAAGGACGUUCUCAGCAACGCCAACUUUCCCCAAGAUGCUCAAGGACGAACCUAUCACGUAGCAACGAAAGCCGGUCAAGUCGCCAACCGUAUCAUCACCGUCGGCGAUCAAGUCCGAGCCCACCGCAUCGCCGCCUCCUUCGACGGUGGAGCUCCGCUGUUCUCCUUCAACUCGCAGCGAAACUUUCUCACCCUCACAGGCACCUACAAUGGAGUUCCCGUGUCUGUCGUUGCCAUCGGCAUGGGCUUCUCUGUUGUCGAUUUUUUCGUUCGAGAGUGUCGAGCUGUAGUGGAAGGAGAGAUGAUCAUUGUCCGGCUGGGAUCGUGUGGAAGCAUGCAACCCGAAUACGGAAUUGGAACCGUGGUCGUUCCGAAAGCCAGCUUCGGCAUCUCCCGCAACUACGACUACUUCCACCACUCCACCACAGCGGAAGAGCGCAGCUCAGGGGCGCUGGAGCCCUACCUCAUCACCAAACCGCUCGAUGCGGAUUCCGAGGUCCACGAUGCACUGCUCGCAGCGCUCGAUUCAUCAAAACCUUCUCCUUCAUCCAAUCUGUUCGACGGGUCAUCCGUCCAAGCAGUCGGAGACACAGUCAACGCAUCCGCCGACAGCUUCUACGGCAGCCAAGGACGUAUCGACCCCGCCUUCAUCGAUGCCAACUCCAACCUCAUCGACGUCAUCCGUCAACGUCGUCCCGGCGUAGCAACCCUCGAGAUGGAAACCUUCGUCCUCAACCACCUCGCCGCCGCUGCAAACGACGCCAUCGAUCUAGCUGAAGCCAACGCUCAACCACCACCCCACAAGGGCAAAAUCAGAACAGGUGCCGUCCAGAUGAUCUUUGCCAACAGAAACACCUCGGCCUUCAUCACCCCGCAGGAGUGCGAGACACUGGAACGAUGGACGGGAAAAAGCGUCCUCGCUGCCCUGGCAGGCAUCACGAUCCCGGAAGAGAGACUCCACGGCGAUGGCGUUUGGAACGCUGCGCCUACCGCUUAG
Messenger RNA from Pseudozyma hubeiensis SY62, 999 nucleotides. RefSeq names its product uridine phosphorylase. Gene Ontology annotation, cellular component: cytosol. The record is from RefSeq and is a predicted model, not a curated record. Gene Ontology annotation, molecular function: uridine phosphorylase activity. Gene Ontology annotation, biological process: uridine catabolic process. Bases 1 to 999 code for a protein of 332 amino acids. Lineage: Eukaryota; Fungi; Basidiomycota; Ustilaginomycetes; Ustilaginales; Ustilaginaceae. The transcript is spliced from 2 exons.